Molecule: messenger RNA, 2207 nt
Organism: Anolis sagrei ordinatus
Lineage: Eukaryota; Metazoa; Chordata; Lepidosauria; Squamata; Anolidae
Source: RefSeq, a predicted model, not a curated record
AUGUACAAUGUCAAUUUAAGACCGUGUAACAGAAUACACCUUCCAGUGGUUCUUUUCUCAUGCCAUAUUUUCUUGGGUUCCAGCAUAAGCCUCAUGAGACAGCUGAUCAGUUCCUCUAACCUAUUUGUCAUGCAAGUGGAGAUGGAUGUCUACACUGCACUCAAGAAGUGGAUGUUCCUUCAGCUGGUGCCUUCUUGGAAUGGAUCACUAAAACAACUCCUAAGUGAAGCAGAUGCUUGGUUUUCUAAGCGCAGAAAAGAGUUUGAGGAUGGCAUUUCAUUCUUGGAAACCGAACAAGGCAGUGCAUUUUGGACAGUGUUCCGGCACCUAAGGCUGCAGUACAUUGUCAGCGACCUGGCAUCUGCACGGAUUGUUGAGAGGGACAACCUGAUACCUGCAGAGUGGCUGUCCUGUGUUUACAAACAGCAAUGGUUUGCCAUGCUCAGAGCAGAACAAGACAAUGACACUGGGCCGCAAAAAAUUAACAAGGAGGAGCUCGAGGAAAACAGCAUGCGGUGCGGCAGAAAACUGGCCAAGGACGGGGACUAUUGCUGGCGAUGGACAGGCUUCACCUUUGGCUUUGACCUGCUGGUGACCUACACCAACCGCUACAUCAUCUUCAAGCGCAACACCCUGAACCAGCCCUGCAGCGGGUCGGUCAGCCUGCAGCCCCGGAGGAGAAUCGCUUUCAGGUUGCGCCUGGCCUCAUUCGACAGCAGUGGGAAGCUUAUUGGCAGCAGAACAGUGGGAUAUCAGAUUCUGACCCUUGAGAAAGAUCAGGAGCAGGUGGUGAUGAACCUGGACAGCCGGCUGCUGACCUUCCCUCUCUAUAUUUGCUGCAACUUUCUGUACACUUCUCCAGAGAAGAGGAGGGAGAAUGAGGAGUUGCCGGAAAACCCUGAAACUUGAGGCCAGUCUCCUUUGGGUCUUCCUUUCCAGACAGCUUUAAAUCCAAAGGAUGGGGAGGGGGGGAAGAGACUCCAAAGGCCCAUUUAACUCAGUGUAGCAGAGAAAAAUGAAACUCCCACGUCUCCCCCAUUUCAACAUUCCUUUGCAUAUCAAAAAGGAUUGGGAUGAGCCUCUGGAAUUCUGAAAAGUUGGGAAGACUAUAUUAGAGAACAGUUUGUCUUUCUUGCCUCUUAGAGAGAGAAUUUAACUUGAGCAAAGCUAAAUUGGACCUGUGCUUGAAAUGUGGAAAGCCUAUCUAUAAAGUCGAGGAUAUGUGUUAGCUUAAUUGUCAAAUGAUCAUUCCUCCUCCUUCAUUCCCUCCCCCCUUUUUUGUGUUACUCAUUCAGUAGGUGAACUGAAUCCCUGGUGUAACAUAUUCUGUUUUAGUUUUGAGAUGUAUAUUUUGUGAGCAGAGGAUACAUUGGAAUGUGUUGGUUUUUUUAAAAUUCGUUGUUUGGAAUGCACAGAAGCAGGACGUAAAAGCAGAGGUCGCUCAAUAUGGGGGAAGGCUCUUCAUUUGGGAUUAUAGUUUUUGCAUGCCAUUAAAAGCAUCUACCUCCUCUGCAGCGAGGUUUGCCAAGUCCUGACACUUAAAAAAGCCUGAAAACUGUAUUAGAAACAAUCGCAUUCUGUUUGCUAAGGCUCAGCCAUAUUGCGCAAAGAGCUAUUGGUGUUCUGUUCCGGAUUCCUAUUUUGGAAAGGCACAGGAGGCUUCGCAAGGUCUGGGUUCUUUGUUCCCUUCUCUGGAGAGGAAUGUUGGAAGGAAAACCUUGUAUUGGGACCAAGAUCCUUGAGAAAUGCCUUCAUAAAAGACUCAUAUCUCUCUCCAUGAUGUGUCUUGUGUGCAUGAGAAGCACACAACAUUGGCAUAUCAUUUUGCCUUCAAGUUUUGCCCAGAGCCAAAUACGAGAGGGCCUUUAAGCAUCAAUUACCUUUGGGCGUAUCUCCAUCCUGAUUCCAUUCAGGAACCCGUACACUUCCGAGUGCCUUUUUUUAGUUGCCUGCGCAUUCACCCCUUUUAAAUAUAUAUAUAUAUAUUACUUUAAAAUGUUGCUUGAGAUAAGUUGCCACACUCCCUCCAAAAAAGAUAAAUUGCAAUGUACAUAACUGUACAUAACUGUGUCUGGGGGGCUUGCUAUUCGAUUUCUACCAUUUUAUUUGUCAGCAGCCUAUUUUGUAAGAUCCAAUUCUAUACCGUUUGUAUGUCAUGUAGAUACAAUAACAUGUUAAGGCUGUGAAUAAACCCUCUGUCAAUGAGA